This is a messenger RNA of Annulohypoxylon truncatum, 1576 nucleotides long. Its product is annotated as Homogentisate 1,2-dioxygenase. Bases 159 to 1559 code for a protein of 466 amino acids. The transcript is spliced from 3 exons. Gene Ontology annotation, cellular component: cytoplasm. Gene Ontology annotation, molecular function: homogentisate 1,2-dioxygenase activity. The record is from RefSeq and is a predicted model, not a curated record. Lineage: Eukaryota; Fungi; Ascomycota; Sordariomycetes; Xylariales; Hypoxylaceae. Gene Ontology annotation, biological process: L-phenylalanine catabolic process.
GGAAUUCUUUUGUGAACUCUCUGCUGUACUCGGUCUGCAUUCCGCUCCAUUAUUUACCUUCAGUAGCCGACCGUGCUUUUUUUACCUUUUAUAACUCUCCAAAACUACAAUAUUGACCCAACUUGAUUAUUCGGAUAAAUUAAGUUGAACUGCUCACAAUGCCUAUCACAACAUUUUCAUUCGACGAGAAAUAUAGAUAUCAAAAUGGCUUUGGGUCUUAUCAUGAGACCGAGGCGAUUUCGGGCGCUCUGCCAAUAGGCCAGAAUUCUCCCCAAAAACCCCCCUACGGUUUGUAUGCCGAAAAGCUAUCAGGGACUGCCUUCACGGCACCGCGGCAUGAGAAUCAACAAUCGUGGCUCUAUCGAAUACUUCCGUCGUGUGCACAUCCCCCCUUUGCUCCUGCAACCGAUAGCUCCUUCAAGUCAGACAAGCUCGCAGAAUCGGCGAAACUGGAGUAUAUACCAAAUCAACUACGAUGGGAUCCCUUCGACCACGAUGAACAGACAGAUUUCGUAUCCGGUCUACGUUUGGUGGCUGGGGCCGGCGACGCGACACUGAAACAAGGCAUCGGCAUGUACAUAUAUGCAGCCGGGAAAUCGAUGGACGAGAAGUCUGCUUUCUACUCAGCAGAUGGCGACCUCUUAAUCGUAGCUCAGGACGGGGUACUAGACAUUAGGACAGAGCUAGGUUGGCUUCUAGUCAGGCCGAUGGAGAUAUGCGUCAUUCCAAGAGGAGUUAAGUACCAAGUCCAUCUCCCCUCCGGUCCAGUCCGUGGAUAUGCCCUCGAGCUUUACCAGGGUCAUUUUACUCUUCCAGAGUUGGGCCCAAUUGGAUCAAACUGCCUUGCCAACGCCCGCGACUUUCAGGCUCCCGUCGCUAGCUUUAGCGAGGACUUUGGCGCUACAGCUUCUGACGGCCCUAGCACCUACGCGAUUACGGUCAAGUUCAACAACUCGCUCUUCCAGACCAAACAAGCCCACACGCCCUUCGAUGUUGUAGCUUGGCACGGCACUUAUUACCCGUACAAAUACGACCUAGGUCGUUUCAACACCAUCGGGAGUAUUUCGUACGACCACCCUGACCCCUCAAUCUUCACCGUGCUUUCGGCGCUCUCAGACCAACCCGGCACCGCCGUCGCCGACUUUGUCAUCUUUCCUCCCCGCUGGCUGGUCGCUGAGAACACAUUCAGGCCGCCGUGGUACCACCGCAAUACUAUGUCAGAGUUCAUGGGCCUCAUCGCGGGCGAGUAUGACGCGAAGAAGGGAGGCCAGGGUGGUUUUAUGCCCGGCGGUGCCAGCUUACAUAAUGUCAUGAGUGGACAUGGCCCGGACGCAAAGAGUUUCGAGGGGGCUAGUAACGCUGAGCUUAAGCCAGCAUUGGUCGGGAAAGGUAGUUGUGCCUUUAUGUUCGAGAGCUCUUUAAUGGUUGGCGUAACAGAAUGGGGCCUCAAGAUGUGCAAGAAGGUGCAGGAAGGCUACAACGAAGAAAGCUGGGGCGGCGUUCAAGUCCAUUGGAAGAAGCCUGAGGGUGCGAGCGCCAAUAGCCAUCUACUGAACUGAGAUAAUUGUCGAUUAAU